UCCCUUCAAACCAUAUGUGCUCAUUUCUCAACUCUCACUUUGCAUUACACAGAUUAAGAAACUAAAAGAUGGGGUUGUGUAAGAUCUCAUCUUCACUAACUGUUGGUUUCAUGGGGUUAGCCCUUGCUCACAUCUCCUAUGCCCAAAACUCUCCACAAGACUUCCUCGAUGCUCACAAUGCGGCGCGUGCAGAAGUUGGUGUUGAAUCUAUGACAUGGAAUGACACUGUAGCUGCCUACGCCCAGAACUAUGCUAACCAGAGGAUUGGCGAUUGCGAUUUAGUGCAUUCAAGUGGGCCUUAUGGUGAGAACAUUGCCUGGGGCAGCCCUUCAUUGACAGGCACCGAUGCGGUGAACUUGUGGGUGGGGGAGAAGCCUAAUUAUGACUAUAACUCCAACUCAUGCGUUGCUGGGGAAUGCGGGCACUAUACUCAGGUUGUUUGGCGCAACUCAGUGCGUCUUGGGUGCGCUAGGGUUCAAUGCGACAAUGGAGGGUGGUUCGUCACAUGCAACUACGAUCCACCGGGCAACUAUAUCGGAGAGCGUCCUUUUCCGGAGAACUCUAACAGCAGUCAUAGUUGUAUAGUUGCUAUUUACUGAGGAGAUCGAGUUUUCUGCUAAAAUUUCUUUAGAAUAGUUUCUGAAAAUGCCAUAUGAGUAAUAUAUUUAUUUUGAUGCA
Molecule: messenger RNA, 678 nt
Organism: Vitis riparia (riverbank grape)
Lineage: Eukaryota; Viridiplantae; Streptophyta; Magnoliopsida; Vitales; Vitaceae
Product: pathogenesis-related protein 1C-like
Exons: 1
Coding region: 69-599 (176 amino acids)
Cellular component (GO): extracellular region
Source: RefSeq, a predicted model, not a curated record